Messenger RNA from Sceloporus undulatus (fence lizard), 5109 nucleotides. RefSeq names its product adaptor related protein complex 3 subunit beta 1 (gene AP3B1). Bases 165 to 3323 code for a protein of 1052 amino acids. The transcript is spliced from 27 exons. The record is from RefSeq and is a predicted model, not a curated record. Gene Ontology annotation, cellular component: membrane coat; clathrin adaptor complex; AP-3 adaptor complex. Gene Ontology annotation, biological process: vesicle-mediated transport; anterograde synaptic vesicle transport; intracellular protein transport. Lineage: Eukaryota; Metazoa; Chordata; Lepidosauria; Squamata; Phrynosomatidae.
GAGACGCUUUUCCCCGCCCCUUUUUCUCCAAGGAGCACGUGACCAGCCUUCGGGGGCGGGGCGUGUGGCGUCAGCUUCCGGGAAGGAGCCGGAUUGCUAGAGAAGGGCGGGCGGGAGAGAGAGAGAGAGGGAGAAGUUCGGGUCGCAGCAGGGGAAGCAGCAACAUGUCGAGCGCCAACAGCAGCGUCGUCGGCUACAACGAGCAGGCCGGGGAUGGGCAGCCCGAGGUCGGGCAGGAGAUGACGCCUACCAUCGCCUCCGCCUCCUCCUCCUCGGCCCCGGCGGCCUUCGGGCUCUUCAGCAGCGACACGAAGAAAAAUGAUGAUCUGAAGCAAAUGUUGGAAAGCAACAAAGAUUCUGCCAAGCUGGAUGCAAUGAAGAGAGUUGUUGGGAUGAUCGCCAGAGGCAAAAAUGCAUCUGAAUUGUUUCCUGCUGUAGUGAAGAAUGUAGCAAGUAAGAAUAUUGAGAUUAAAAAGCUUGUGUAUGUUUAUCUGAUGCGCUAUGCAGAGGAGCAGCAGGAUCUGGCACUUCUGUCAAUUAGUACCUUUCAGCGUGCACUGAAAGAUCCUAAUCAGUUAAUCCGUGCAAGUGCUUUGAGAGUUUUAUCCAGUAUCAGAGUGCCAAUUAUUGUUCCAAUUAUGAUGCUUGCUAUCAAAGAAGCAUCCACUGACUUAUCACCUUAUGUUAGAAAAAAUGCCGCCCAUGCAAUCCAAAAGCUUUACAGCCUUGAUCCUGAGCAAAAGGAAUUGUUAAUUGAAGUAAUAGAAAAACUUCUGAAAGAUAAGAGCACACUUGUAGCAGGGAGUGUUGUGAUGGCAUUUGAAGAAGUGUGCCCAGAUAGAAUAGAUUUGAUUCACAAGAACUACCGAAAGCUUUGUAAUCUGUUGGUUGAUGUGGAAGAAUGGGGACAAGUUGUCAUUAUCCACAUGCUGACUCGGUAUGCACGUACACAGUUUGUGAGCCCUUGGAAAGAGGAUGGAAUAUUUGAAGAAUAUAAUGAAAAGAAUUUCUAUGAAUCUGAUGAGGAACAGCAAGAGAAAAAUAAGAAAGCGGACAAGCCGUAUUCCAUGGACCCAGACCACAGAUUACUCAUUCGAAAUACGAAGCCUUUAUUACAGAGUCGGAAUGCUGCUGUGGUCAUGGCUGUUGCACAACUUUAUUGGCAUAUAGCACCAAAAUCUGAAGCUGGCUUUGUUGCUAAAUCAUUAGUACGAUUACUUCGUAGUAACAGGGAGGUGCAGUAUGUUGUUCUCCAGAAUAUAGCUACCAUGUCCAUCCAACGCAAGGGCAUGUUUGAGCCUCACUUGAAGAGUUUCUAUGUUAGGUCAACUGAUCCAACUAUGAUCAAAACAUUAAAGCUUGAAAUCUUAACAAAUUUAGCAAAUGAGGCUAACAUAUCAACCCUUCUGAGAGAAUUUCAGACCUAUGUGAAAAGCCAAGACAAACAGUUUGCAGCUGCUACAAUUCAGGCAAUAGGCAGAUGUGCAACCAACAUCUCUGAAGUAACUGAUACAUGCCUUAACGGCCUAGUGUGUCUGCUGUCCAAUAGGGAUGAAGUAGUAGUUGCUGAAAGCGUAGUAGUCAUUAAGAAACUGCUACAAACACAGCCAGCACACCAUGGUGAAAUAAUUAAACGCAUGGCCAAACUCUUGGACAGCAUUACUGUUCCUGUGGCAAGGGCUAGCAUCCUUUGGCUUACUGGAGAAUACUGUGAACGAGUUUCAAAAAUAGCACCCGAUGUUCUAAGAAAAAUGGCCAAAAGCUUCACUGCUGAAGAUGACCUUGUAAAGUUACAAAUUUUGAAUCUUGCAGCAAAACUAUAUUUAACCAACUCAAGACAGACAAAAUUGCUUACCCAGUACAUAUUAAAUCUCGGCAAGUAUGAUCAAAGCUACGACAUCAGAGACCGUACAAGAUUUAUUAGGCAGCUCAUUGUUCCAAACGAGAAAAGUGGAGCUUUAAGCAAGUAUGCCAAAAAAAUAUUUCUGGCACAGAAGCCUGCCCCACUGCUUGAGUCUCCUUUUAAAGACAGAGAGUACUUCCAGCUUGGUACGUUGUCCCAUACUCUGAACAUGAAAGCCAAUGGCUAUCUGGAGUUGUCUAAUUGGCCAGAGAUUGCACCUGACCCCUCAGUGAGAAAUGUAGAGAUAAUUGAGUCGGCAAAAGAAUGGCCUUCAAUGUUAGGGAAGACAAAGAAAGAGAAACCCAAUGAAAGGUUCUACUCUGAGUCAGAGGAAGAGGAGGAGGAGGAGGAUGAAGACAAGGAAAGUGAUGAUACUUCUAGCAGUAGUGACAGUGAGAGUGAAUGUGAUAGUGAAGAAGGAAAAAAGGAAGGUCAAGGAGACAGCAGUACGGAAAGUAGUGACACUUCUUCUACUGAAGAUGAGAGCAGUAGGAAAUCAAAGGCCAAAACAAUAGUCCCACAUAGAGAAGCUACGAUUUUAAAGGGUGACUCUGAAGGAACAGAAGAACAUACAGUGAAGUCAAGCUCAGAAUCAAGCUCAGUUGAGGACAGUUCUUCAGACUCCAGCUCAGAAAAUGUCACUGAAAGUAAUUUGGAAGCUAGAAAAUCAUUCCAUACAACAAGUUUUCCCAAGAGAGAAGAGAACAAUUUACAAGAGAAGAGAGCUCCCACUAAGCAAGAGAUGUCACUCUUAGAUUUGGAUGACUUCAAUCCUGUAUCAGCUCCGACAGUACUUCCCAGGGCAUCAAUUCUUUCUCCCACUUUAGCUGCUGACCUAGAAGGUUUAAGUUUGUCAAGUUCUUCAGUCAUUAAUGUCAGUGCUCCAGUCUUUGUGCCAAUGAAGACUCAUGAACUCCUUCAUCGAAUGAGUGGGAAAGGAUUAGCAGCUCACUAUCACUUCUCAAGACAACCAUGCAUUUAUAAUGACCAAAUGGUUUCUGUCCAAGUGACAUUAACAAACACCAGUGACCAGAAGAUGGAGAAUAUCCACUUAGAUGAAAGAAAGCUGCCUGCUGGCAUGAGAGUGCAUAUGUUUAACUCAAUAGAAUCUCUUGAACCUGGGAAAUCUAUUACAGUCACAAUGGGAAUUGAUUUCUGUGAUUCUACUCAGGCUGCCAGUUUUCUGUUGUGUACAAAAGGAGAUCAAUUCAGUGUUAAUAUUCAGCCUCCUGUUGGAGAGUUAUUUUUACCAGUAACGAUGUCAGAAAAGGACUUCAAGAAGGAACAAGCCUGCUUUACACGCACUCAGCAAACCAAGGUUCUUUUCCACCUCAGCAAUCGAGACAAUACAUUUGCUUACCAUGCUAAGUGUUCUUUUGCAUGUAAAUUAAUCUUGAUUCAGUUUACACUGUCAUGCUGAGUGGUACAAAUUGCCUAUAACAAUAAAACAGCAUGAGUUAAAAAUAAAAGGGGGGGUGGUAAGGCAGAUUGAAUGUGUGCCGUACUUGAUAGGAUGUUACUUUGCUUUAUGCCAAUACAUUAGUCAACGAUAAUGAAUCUUCUGUUCUGAAAAGCAUGGUUUAGUUGAUUUUUUAAAUUUUACUUCAAUGGAGCAGUACCUUGUCUUUAUAGAACAAGUUAGACAAACCAUUAAUGACAAGAGUGUUAAGGUUAAAUAUGAAGCAAUGCAUUCACUUCUCUGAGUGCUAUCCAUCUUUCCAUUUACAGGAGCUUGACAAAAGUACUGGCUUUGUACAACAUUUCCUUUAAUUACAUGCUGCAGGGAAACAGGCUUUUAACAUAAACAUAGUUGCAUUCAUUUAUUCAGCAUUUGCUCUUCAAUAGAGCUUAAUGGAGAAGGUUUAAAUCCUUAAUGAGUACACACAUCUCUCAGCAGUGUUAUGUCAGUCCUAUGCUUUGCUUAAAAGCAGAGUUAGACUGCUUGUUUACUUUUUUCAAAGCAAUUUCCUAAUGUAAAAUUUAAACCAUCUGCAACAGAAUGUACUGUUCCCAGCUAAAGUUGGUGUUGUUUUUUUUAAAGACAGAUGAUAAUCAUGGGCUGCUGGGUGUUGUUGUUUUUAAAGUAAAUCAGGUUUUUUGUUAAGGGGGAAUAAAGUCUGUUUUCUUUCACAUUUUUCCUGCAAACGUUUCUUUUAGAAUUAUACUAAAACAAGUUAAACACCAUAAUAAUCUUACAAAGAUGCAUGUUCUGCUUCUAGUGCUAGAUAUUACUAUUUAUUACUUGCCUGCUUAGGGCACGUCAGAAUGGCCCUGGGGUAGGAAUUGGAUUUGCUUUUUCAGUACAUGUGAUCCCAAUAGGCGAAGGGCAUAUGUGUCUCAAUUCCUUGGCUGUCUGCACAGUAAAGUCCUGUGGCACAUUAACUUAUUAUGGCAACAGCUUUCAGAAGGCAACAGGACUACUAUGUCACAUGCAUAUUUAGAUAAAAGUGAUGAUCCUGUGUAACACCUCCUUGUUUUGUCUUUCACAUUUAUUUGCAGUAUUCUUUUCCUUUAAUACAUAGUUACUGCUUUCACAUUUUUGUGGAACUGUCUCAGACAAUGCAUUAAGUCUGUUAUCACUGUAGAAUCUGGAUCAAGUUUUGAGCCAGAGAACUUCCUAUUAGACAAUUCUCAGUAACUAGUGUUCAGCGUAGAAACGUAGUGAUUCCUGAAACCCUGGUAUUAGCCCACCAUUUAAUGUUUUAAAAAGCAUAUGAUUUGAUUUUUGGAACACAGUUUAAGGGUAAAUGGGAACGCUAUAUUUGACACUGUACUUUAUUUUAUACAAAUUGUUCCAUUGCUUUAUGUUUUGUAAAAACUGUAACUAGAUACUGUUAAUGAACAUGCAAAUAUAUUAUUAUUAUGAUUAGGCUUGUUUUAUCAGUACUCUACCCUUCCUUAUAAGAUUCCAGGGCAGCUAAGUGUGUGUACGAUCUUCAUGUAUAAUAUAUUCAUGCUACAGCUGGGUAGGUCAUGGUUUGGGGGGGCGGGGAGAGGUGUUGUCAUGAACAACUGCAAAAUUAUUUUUAAAAUGCCUGAAAAUAGAUUCAUUGUGUAAUUUGGAAAUUUCAGUGGAGCUUAUUUUGUGUUUUUGAAAAGCAUAUAGAAACUUUAAAUUUUCAACUUUUGGCAAGAGCUAUAUAAAUUAUAACUUUACAAAAUCUUUGCAAAUGUCACUUCAUGUAUAUAAAAGUUUUGUUUUACCA